Caenorhabditis sp. 36 PRJEB53466 is the source of this 1391-nucleotide messenger RNA. NCBI's taxonomy places the organism in Eukaryota, Metazoa, Nematoda, Chromadorea, Rhabditida, Rhabditidae. The record is from the annotation of a GenBank genome assembly.
AUGUACUCCAGUCUGAUGCCGUCUAGUUCAAAUGGGUACCACGGUUACCAUCAGCCUCAGUACCACCAUCAAUACCACCAACAACAGCAUCAAAACCCGCAUCAUGCUCAUUCUGGAGCAUUUCAGAUUGGGGCGGCAGCAAGUGCUCCGGUCAUUAAUGUGCACAAUUAUCAUUUUCACACCGGACCAGUGAAUAAUCAGGUAGGUACAUUUUUACAGAAAAUAUUAUUGAACCUUCUCAAUUUCUUUUGUUUCAGGUCAUAGAACAACAUUAUAGUCAUCACAACCAUCUGAAUCAAAUGCAUUCUCAACCUCAUCAUCCGAAUUUCGAAGAAAACAAUCAGAAUAUGGAUCAGGCCCCAUUUGAUUUCCAACCUUCUCCGGAUCCCUUUGAAGUGUAUCCAACUGGAGUCGAACCAACUUCUGGAGCACAAUUUCAGGACGAGACAAAAGUGUUCAUUCCUUCGCCGGCUGCUUCCGUCUCCUCGUUCUCAUUCUCAAGCGAACAGUCGUCUGGAAGAGACGAAGAGGAUCCGAGGAUUCCGCUGAAAGAUCGAGGAAGAGUUUAUCACCCGCAGAGCACGGAGAAGCCGAAGAAAGUGGCCAGUAAACGAAGGGACAAGGCCACGUUGGACAGGCUCCGAGUGCACAAAUGUUUGUAUGCCGGUGAGUUUUAAUGGAUGGCAAAAAUAUAUGAAACGGUCCUUAAAUUCACUAGAGCGGCGCCCAAAAACGGUAGUUUGUGUUUCUCAAAGUCUGACGAAAAUUCUUUGAAGACUUCUGUGACGUCUCCAGUAUUAUCUUUUAUGUAAUAAAUUUAUUUUGCAGGUUGCGGUAAAGUCUACACAAAAAGCUCUCACCUGACCGCCCACGAACGUGUUCACAGCGGUAAGUGUGCUCGAGUGGAGCUCUGAGUCGAAACAGUAAUCCAUCAUGUUUGGGUCUUUGUCGGUGUCGGUGCAAUGCGAUACUUCCGCGCGCAAACAUUUUUAUGUUUGUGUAUAAUGUGUUGCGGGGGGCGUUCGGAAGUCCAAUUAGAUACAGUAAUCCAUCACUGAUACUCUUGCGGUCUUUUAUCAAAUAUUUGACGUCCCGGGCACUUCACCACUUUUUUGCUUGUCUCGUCGGGCGGUCUCUUUCAUCACUCUCCGCUGAUUACAGGCGAGAAACCGUACCCAUGCGAGUGGCCGGGAUGCAGUUGGCGAUUCGCCCGAUCCGAUGAGCUCACCCGUCACUACCGGAAACACACUGGCGCCAAACCGUUCUCGUGUAGGGAAUGUGCUCGCAAAUUCUCGCGCAGUGACCAUUUACAACUUCACAUGAAACGACACGAGCCGGGAAAUGAGAUGAUGGAGCCGAUGGAGUUCAAAGAGUUUAUGUCUUUCGCCUAG